CUCUACAGAUGAGAGGAAAAGUGUAACACAUUCUCAUAACAAACAUUGGCGCGUUUGUGUGUGAGUGUAUUUUGCACUUGGGAAAACUCUUCAGGAUCCACUUGAAACGUUAGCUUCCUUUGAUUGUUCUCCUGAUGGCUCUCUCUCUCCUCUCCUUGUGUUUGCCCAUCUGCUCCUUUCGAACAGUUUUAUUCUCUCCCUCUCUCUCACACACAGGUACACUCUCUGUUUGGUAAUUCUCACCGAAGGAAAAACGGAGCUAUCCAUGCAUUCGGUGCAUGGUCGGCGAAGAAAGUUCACAGUUCAAGCGCCAACACGUAGCGCAACGUACGCGCGUGCCGUGACAACACUCCAGGGCUGAACAUACAUACACACAAAAACACACACGCACACAAUGACAGAAAGGCAAAACUAGUGUCCUAAACCAGAGUACAUCAUCGAAAUCACAUCGAAGUGAAUCAUUCAAAAUAAAAUAAAAUAAAAUAAAAAAAUAAAACUGAAGCUGCUGUACACUACCCCCAAACACGAAUCGGCGGCGCACUUUAACCCCCGCCGCGUGCCAGAGGUCAAUCGGUGUGCUUUUACACAGACGAAUCGAGUACACGCCACAGUAUCAACAAAGUAGAGUAUCUACAUAUCUGCUCCAUUGCUGUGCGUAAGCCUCGUUUGUUCAAGUUAAUGCCUUUAAUGCUUGUAGUAGAUUUUCGAUGAGAAGGACAUUUCGAGACCACAAGAGCUGUGUAUUGCAUCUUUUUCUUCGGAAGAUGUGAUAGAAGUACUAUGAAAAAGGCCAUAAAAAUCAGAAUUUCGUGGGAUAAGUAGAAAGACGAGUGUGUUACGUUAUGGUUCCUGUGGGAAUAAUGUGACACGGUACAAAGUGCUGGAAGAAUUUAUGUGUAAAAAGUGCAAUAAAGUAAAAAAAGUGUGGUAGCGGGCAUGUCAGAGUUUGUCGGCCAAAGCUCUUCUUGCGUGCACUGUGUGUGUGUAUAUAGAGUAAAUCUCGGUGUGUUACUUAAUCAAAUGCAUACGUAAUCAGGUCGCCCAGCUCAAGCUCUAACGCCUCUACUAUUAGUGAAAGUGUGUGUGUGCCCAUGUGUGUGCCUUUGCGUUCGCAAAAGUGAAUGUGAAAAACAGGAAAAAUAAGAAAUUACAAGAAAAAAUAUCAAAUCAUCCGCAUACAACUUACAUCACUCAUCCUACAAACUUUGAAUAUCGAAUACGACACACCUGAGAAGCACAGCACCGCCUAGAAGUUUCCCAAACAACUCAGCCAUACCUACUACUACAAAAAACACACCCGCCGCCCAUCGAUUUCACCAGCCAGUAUCGUGUACCGUGUGUUUGAGGUUCUUGCUCUGACGUAAUUCCGACCAAUCUCCUCGCUGGCACUGGAUCCGGGCGACAAAAUGAAGCGGCACGAUACCGAUUUAUGACUCGUAAACCACGGCUCGGACAGCGGCUGCAAGUACACCGUGACGACCCGUUGCCUACCCGAAGCAUCGACGAUAACCACCUACACUAUCAUAUCCACACCACCAAGGACACCGACCACAGGCCCAGCAACGUCCCCACAAGAUCCACAAUUGUCACCACCAACACCACCACCGACCAGCAGCAUUAAUUUGCCGAUCACUUCUGAUACACCGAACCGAACAACCUCCGAAGAACGUGCAGCAGCGGCUGCAGCUCCGAACUCUUCGGACGAAUCACCACCAUCACGCAUCAGCCCCCAACAGGCGGAAGACAAUAAUAAGUUGGACUGCAGUGAGCGCUUCGAGCGGCGUAGAAACUCCUUUUUCGAAAGCAUUCGAGCAGUAGUGGUACGUGGCACCAACAGCAGACACCAACAACAGGCAACGAACCAACUCGACACGGAAGAAGGCAGCGACGAGCUGCAAUCACUGCGUGCGCCAGCAGCAUCAGCUUUGCACUAUCACCAACGGUCCAACGUGGAUUUUGGACCCACCGACAGGACGACAGCAACGACGGCCGCCAAUAUUACUUCCACCGCAAACAUCGCCGCCACCACCACCAUCACGUCGGCGAACAGUUACUCCCGGAAUAAGUCGACCACACGCAGCUGGCCCGUGAUACAUCGUAACAAUUCCUACUACCGCUACCAAACAUCUAGUGGCAGUGGCGGCGGAAGCGGCGGUGGUGGUGGUGGUGGUGGUGGCGAAAGUGGGACUCAACAGUCCUCCUCCGCUCACCGGCGACAACCAUCAUCGCAUCAGCACGGCUAUCUACAGUACGACUACGAUGCACCCCUGCUGCAGUACGGUGGCGGUGGCGGCGGCGUAAACUACUACCCGCCCAAUGAUACGAACAACAACACGCUGGGCAACGAUUACCAUCUGCUAGCGAGCGGUCACCACUACCCACCACCGCCGGACAAGUCUCCCAGCAUUGACAGCUGCUACUACUAUCAGCACUACAGCACCAGCAUGCAGCCAUCGGCGACGACCACCACCAUCAUGGCCACGACCAGUACGGGUCCGGGCGGCACGACGACGACGACGGCCAGUUCCGGAGCUGCCGCACCCAACCAUCCACAGACACCGUCCGGCAAUGGGACGUGCUGCUCGAUACCGCCACCGAUCAUGUUCCUCUUCCUGACGCUGCUCAUGACGUCCAGUGCGACCGCGAUGUUGUGCGCCGCCAUCAUGACCGAUCACUGGGAGCACGUGUCCUGGGACCGCAACAGCCUCGAUCGCAUCAGCAACGAAACCGCCAUCGAGCUGCACUGGUACCUGGACGGCCGGGCGGCAAAGAUUCCGCUCAAGGGCAAAGGUUUACCGAAGCAACAACAUCCUCAUCAUCAUCAGCAGCAGCAGCAGCAGCAGGUUGGACAAAAGAGCGGUGGGGCAGCGACGAACCCGGUGGUGACGGAUAAUCGGGCCGGCGUUUUUCUCGUACCGAUGAACGGUGGCAUCUGGACGCUCUGUAUCGAUCUGACGGCGGAGGAGAUCCGGGAGAUGUCGAACGAUGGCUUUCCGCAGGUCGAUCAGUGCGUCAACUAUCUGGCCGGCACGAUGGAGAGCGCACAGGGCAACGAUGAGGAUGCGAGGGCCGAUUGGCAACACAGUGAGUCCCAGGCGUCCUUACAUCCGCAUUUAAGAAUGCAGAAUCUAUCGAUUUCCUGUUCGCUCGUGUGCCUCAUCAUACUCGGUAGCGCUGCCCUGGUGGGCGCUUUCGGUGUGUGCCAGCGCCAAAUCAGUGCCGUACUGGUGACGGGCGUAAUGUACCUGCUGGCUGCGCUCUUCGCCCUAUUCACUCUGAUGAUAAUACACUUCAAGCGGCAACAGGGCCGGCCCCUGCUCGAUAGCGACUUCGACGGCACGAUCGACGGUGUGGUCGCCAUCAAGGGGACGGCACGGGCCGCAUCGAAAUUCCUGGGCGCUCGCAUCUUCGUCACCGCCUGGAGCCUGGAGCUGGGCUGGGGCGGUGUCGUGCUGUGCGUCUUUACCUCCUUCCUCUGGAUUCUGCUGUCGAAAAUCAUGCGCUUCAAUCCGCUGUCGGCAAUGAUUUGAUGAUUCAAAUUUAAGUUCAACAAGGUCGCCGUUUACAGUGUAACCUAGUAGUAGCAGGACCCUGCAACACGCUCAAUGUGCGACCGACCGACCGACCGCCGAUCUCGACCUCCCCCCUCCACGGUGCAGGACUCCAGCCAGCCAGUGCACCGAUCCGGUGAUGAUUUCUAUUGAUCGAACUCAAAUCGAGCUGUUCAAUGUAGAAUAGCUAUUAUCAACAUGUGGGGGGGAAAUGAUUUCCCACGGUGUUCCUCACCACCCCCCACCAGCCCCCACCAGCCAGGUUCGGUGGGGCGCAUUUCUUUGUGAUAACAAACUAUUCCAAUCAUCGCACAAUUCUCUCCACAAUGCUUCAGCUUCGUCUUCAAACGGCGUGUGUUGAACGCACUAUUAUAGGAUAACUUUAGGAAAUGUUUCCGAUGUUUUCAAACAACAACAAUAUAUCAUUGUAGUUUACACGCUUAUACACUUUUUACGCGCCCUUUUUACAUUUUUCAUACCCUCCCUCACACUAAUAUGCCUUUUACAAGCUACUCACACUCGUUUUGCGUGAUGCGUUAGAAAAGUUGUUAGAAAAGCUUCGGGAUUUUCUUUAAGCCAAGCUUGAUCAUUAUUCUAAGAAGAGACGUUUCUUUAACGUCAAACGUAGUUUUAGGCUCCCCGCUUGCGAUAUACCUUUACGGAAAACGGUUAGACGGUUAAAAUUCGUUCGUUCAAAGCAACGCUUACAUGUAGAAGUAAUACUAUUAAAUAAUUCCGUACCACCUAUUGCGCUAAUUUCUAUAAAAAGAAGAAAAGAAAUUGAAUCAAGUAUUGAAAGAGAGAAACAAGUAGAGAUAGUGAAGCGAAUUGAAUGGUAGAGUGGUGGAGCAGGAUCGAACGAUAUCGUACAAUUUCAAACACGUUAAGAGAAAAUCAAACAGAUGGUGGUGGCAUGCGAGGCUAUGGGUGAAAAAGAACCAAUUCAAAUGUAAGAAAUGCACAACUGCUACUCAAAAACUGCUUCGCGAACCGUUAUUGUCGUCGUGGUGAUCGGUAGUAAUCUUGAGCUACGAACCAUUGCUGGUAAAAUGGUAACAAACGGAAAGGAAGCUCGAUAGAGACUGUAAGCAUCAUCAUUACACAUCCUACAUACAAUACCCACACACAUACACCAUUGAAGAGGCAUACGGAAAGCGAACGAACAUUAUUCAAAGUAUUGGAACCACACACGAGAUUAACUCCUAUAUAGGGGGGGUACAUCCUUUGAAUGUACAGGAAGUAAUGUGUUAACGAAACUCAUUUCUAAUCAAAUAUCUUAGUGCAAUGCUUUCAUUGCCCGCCAGCAGCAGCAUUAUACUAGAAUAGGAAGGACGCGUUUUACAGUUUUGGUUGUCUUUCUCUUGCUCACAUGCCGCAGUUGGCAAGAACAUUGCUUACACUUGACCCGCAGGCUCAUGUGUAGGAGCAGCUGUUUCUUGAUAACGAUAUUGUGGUUCGACGUCUAAUUCCUCCGACCCGGAAAACACAAGAGCGUGGGGAUGCGCGUUCAAUUCGGUGCAAACACUCCGAGCUUAAAAACAGGCAUUAGGUUCACAACAAGUUUUAAACGCAACUAUACAGACAGAACACAUACAUAUAUAAAAUCAGAAACCAGCGACCAGAACCCGGACCGGUUCCCCGGUAUACAGAGCAUGCGAGCAUGGGAACGGCCCUAUCCACCAGGGAUAGAAGAACGGAAAUACAAUUAUCGAUAUAGUUUAUGUAAAAGCUUUGCCUUAUAAAACGUAAGUGGAAACAAACAAAAAAAAACCGUGGUGCGAAACCAAAAGAUUCUCUAUAUAUACAGAUAUAUACAAGGAUAUUAAUUAUACAAAAUAUUAACUUCUGCGAAACUUGAUGCAAAAGACAGAGAGAGAGCGCGCGCGCGAGGGCUUUAGGAAUAAAACAGAAAAAAUAUAGAAGGAGAAAGAAAAUAUCACACCAAACGCUUCGGAGAACGGCAUCGCUUCAAUUCCAACACAUCAUAUCCGAAACGGGACGGGAACGGCGCAAUUGUUCAAUGUCUUUUGUUCUUUGUGUGGUACAUGGAACUUGAUUUUGGAUUCUUGAGAAAACAGUCCUCGAUGCGCUGGAAUCUUCCGUUCGAUGAAUCUUCCAAUGAACCCUCUUCUUGGUGGAUUGUUGCUCCGGAGAGGAAAAAAAACAUACUUUCACCAAUUGUCUAGCUUCUUUUCCAGCGACAACCUGUCGUUCGCCAUACCAAGACCAUUUUAAGCCCCUUCUUUAGAUCACUUACUAAAAGAAGAUGAAUCAACUUAAUCGGCAGCUUUAUGAGCUACGGUAGAAAGCGUCAACAGAUCAAACGAUCUUAAGAUCGGUAAG
This is a messenger RNA of Anopheles gambiae (African malaria mosquito), 5894 nucleotides long. RefSeq lists its product as uncharacterized. The record is from RefSeq and is a predicted model, not a curated record. NCBI's taxonomy places the organism in Eukaryota, Metazoa, Arthropoda, Insecta, Diptera, Culicidae. The coding region runs from base 2445 to 3530 and encodes 361 amino acids. The transcript is spliced from 6 exons.